UAGUAGUAGUGUAGUAUAGUAGUGGCAGCAGUAGUAAUAGUAGUAGUAGUAGCAGUUGUAGUAGUAGUAAUAAUAGUAGUAUCAAUAGUAGUAGUAGAGAAGUGUUUGCUCAUGGAGGGACCCCAAUGGAAAUAAGUCACUUUAUCUGACUUUCUUGGGUUAUCCCAGGUUCACUACACACAUGCUGCCAUGUAUGAUAAACUAUGUAAGUGUAUCUGUGUUAAUCUGAAUAAACUAACUAUGAAGACUUCCGGCUGUGCCAGUGUUGAGGUCUGGUGGUCCAUUUGAUCUAACUCGGGAAUUUAAUACUUCCGGUUCUCUUCCCGGAGAAAACUUUGUUUCCUCUUUCAUUCCCGCCCAGAUCUGGGCAACAUAUAUCUUCCUGGUCCCUGACUCUAUGACAUUUGUGGGUUUUGCGCUUAGUUUUGGUUGUAAUAAUAACUCCUGGAGUCCGAGAAGCAGGGUUCAAUAAAGCGUCAACUCUGGUGGCCCUGAAUAACCCAACAACAACAACAAUAAUAAUAACAAAGUUGCAAUAUUGCUGCCUCUUUUUUUUUUUUUUUACAAAUUGCUCAGUACUCUUGUGAGUGCCUCAGUUGCAAGUUGCAGGUCGUACUCCUGGCACUCGCUGCAACAAAACUGGUUAAACAAUAAAACUAAAGUAGUAGAAGUUUGAUAAAUCAGGUGACUUCACUGACUCAGAUUUGAAGAAGUUCGUUGUAGGCCAUCUUGCUCCAGGGGUGAGUGAUGGCACCUCCCCCAGGGAUAAAAAGCACCUUCUUAAUUCCUACUGAUCUGCUCGACGAUAUUGCAAGUCGAUUUCUGCUUGAUGCUCCGGAGUCUGAACUAGGAAACCCUAUAUCCUUGUGCUUUCUGACUGAGUUGGCUUACUGGUUCUACCUGGAUGAGUAUGCAGAGGAAGAUGAUUCGCUCAACAACCUUAAGUUUGAUCCAUUUGCUCAACAGCUUCUGAAUAGAGUUGGGUUCAAGCCUCAGACAGGAACCAUUGAGGACAUGCUGCAGGGUUUCCGGGACUUCAAGCAUCGCGUGCCAACAUACGGUGGGCUCUUGCUCAAUGAGGACCUUAGUCAGGUUCUCCUUGUACAGGGAUUUUGGCACCGUGCUUCAUGGGGUUUUCCAAAAGGCAAGAUCAACGUUGAUGAGGAACCCCAUAAGUGUGCUAUCAGAGAAGUACUGGAAGAAACUGGCUAUGACAUAUCACCACUGAUCGACCCAAAUGUUUACUUGGAGACUUCCAUUGGGGAGCAGUUUGUGCGUCUCUACAUCAUCCCAGGAGUCUCCACAGCUACAGAAUUUGUUCCCCGCACCAAAGGAGAGAUCAAACAACUCAAGUGGUUUCCCAUCAGCCAACUGCCGUCACACAAGAAUGACCGCAAUUUUAAUAAGGUCAAUGGCUCAACUAACAUGUUUUACAUGGUGAUGCCUUUUGUGAAGUAAGUAUCAUUAUCCACUUAUUUGUUGUUGAUUACAUAGAAACUGGAUGGAGUAAGAGAGACACACAGAACUUCAUCUAAAAUUGUUAGUGUGGCAAAACAUUAUGCUUUUUCACCUCUAGAAAUUUAGGUUUUGUAGUAUUAUUAUAGAACAUCCUUCUACCCUUUAGCAAAGUAUAAAGUGCCUUGUAAAUAAAGCUGGAUUAAAAAUCGUGCAA
Cherax quadricarinatus is the source of this 1672-nucleotide messenger RNA. The record is from RefSeq and is a predicted model, not a curated record. Lineage: Eukaryota; Metazoa; Arthropoda; Malacostraca; Decapoda; Parastacidae.